AUGUGGUUAUUAUCAGACGGAAAUCUAACAAGUGGAGUCUAUAAGACUGACAGCAAAGAGGCAUUGAUCCUUGUUAACAACAAAAUCAGCAAAAUAAGUCCAUUAGCUUUUGCUCCUCUGAAGAAACUAGAAAGACUCUACCUGUCGAAGAACAGCCUGAAGGAACUCCCAGAAAACAUGCCGAAGUCUCUUCAGGAGAUACGGGCUCAUGAGAAUGAGAUCUCCAAGUUGAGGAAAGCUGUCUUUAAUGGACUGAAUCAAGUUAUUGUCUUAGAACUAGGCACUAAUCCAAUCAAGAGUUCAGGCAUUGAAAAUGGAGCUUUUCAGGGGAUGAAGAGACUCUCCUACAUCCGUAUUGCAGACACCAACAUUACUAACAUCCCUAAAGGCCUUCCCCCAUCCCUUACUGAACUUCACCUUGAUGGCAACAAAAUCAGCAAAAUUGAUGCUGAAAGUCUGUCUGGACUCACUAACUUGGCAAAGUAA
Antrostomus carolinensis (chuck-will's-widow) is the source of this 486-nucleotide messenger RNA. Its product is annotated as decorin-like. Gene Ontology annotation, molecular function: protein binding. Bases 1 to 486 code for a protein of 161 amino acids. The record is from RefSeq and is a predicted model, not a curated record. The transcript is spliced from 4 exons. Lineage: Eukaryota; Metazoa; Chordata; Aves; Caprimulgiformes; Caprimulgidae.